Messenger RNA from Nipponia nippon (crested ibis), 1332 nucleotides. NCBI's taxonomy places the organism in Eukaryota, Metazoa, Chordata, Aves, Pelecaniformes, Threskiornithidae. The record is from RefSeq and is a predicted model, not a curated record.
AUGACGGCCCCAUCACACCCCGGCGGCACAUUGAUUUGCUGCUGCUGGUGCUCCGGCGUCCUCCCCCGGCCUGGUGCCUGCCGGGCCGGCGGCUCACGCAGCCAGGCACGUGAGCGGCCCCGAGUUCCCUGCCAGGGUGCUGGGCUGUCCCCAAAGCUGAUCGGUAACUGGGCCCUCUACACGUACGAGGAUGGCUCCGAUGACCUGAAGCUGGCAGCGUCAGGAGGCGGAGGUUUGCUGGAGCUGUCCGGCCACUUUGAGAUCCAGAAGGUGAUGUACGGCUUCUGCAGCGUCAAGGACCCCCAGGCUGUGCUCCCCAAAUAUGUCCUCGUCAACUGGGUGGGCGAGGACGUGCCGGACGCCCGCAAGUGUGCCUGUGCCAGCCACGUGGCCAAGAUCGCCGAGUUCUUCCAGGGCGUGGACGUCAUUGUCAACGCCAGCAGCGUGGAGGACAUCGACCCGGGGGCCAUUGGGCAGCGGCUCUCCAACGGGCUGGCCCGCGUCUCCAGCCCGGUGCUGCACCGCCUGCGGCUGCGGGGGGAGGAGGAUCCUCCGUCCCAGGGCACCACUUACCAGAAAACCGACGCCACCGUGGAGAUGAAGCGGCUCAACCGGGAGCAGUUCUGGGAACAGGCCAAGAAAGAGGAGGAAUUGCGUAAGGAGGAGGAGCGGAAAAAGGCCUUGGACGCCCGGCUGCGGUUCGAGCAGGAGCGGAUGGAGCAGGAGCGGCUGGAGCAGGAGGAGCGGGAGCGGCGCUACCGGGAGCGGGAGGAGCAGAUUGAGGAGCACAGGCGGAAGCAGCAGAGCAUGGAGGCGGAGGAGGCCCGGCAGCGCCUGAAGGAGCAGUCCAUCUUUGGGGAGCAGCAAGACGAGGACGACCGGCAGCAGCUCAGGAAAUCGGAGUCGGAGGUGGAGGUGAGUGUGGCGGCAGCCCUGCCCUGGUGUCGUCUGCACUGUCCUUUCAUAAAGACAGCUGACAGUGGGCCGCCUUCUUCCUCCUCCUCCUCCUCCUCCCCCCCGCGGACCCCCUUCCCCUAUAUCACCUGCCACCGCACCCCAAAUCUCUCCUCUUUCUUCCCAUGCAGCCAGUCGGACGCCUACCGCAAGGCCUCGGCAGCGGGCUGCAGCCCCUGCGAGUCCAGCCCGGCCGCCACGCCGCUGGGCGAGCCGGGCACCCGCGCCUUGGGCGACGAGACGCCGGCAACGCCCAAAGUGCAUUUUCCAACACCAGUGCAUCCCUGCUGGCUCUGCUGCAUGCCCCCAUGCAUCCCCCCUUUCCGUACUCUGCAGCAUCACCCCAGCGCAUCCCUGCUGCCUCUGCUGCAUCCCUGA